This is a messenger RNA of Acanthosepion pharaonis, 597 nucleotides long. The record is from the annotation of a GenBank genome assembly. Lineage: Eukaryota; Metazoa; Mollusca; Cephalopoda; Sepiida; Sepiidae.
AUGACUCUUCUUGUUUUUCUUCUUCAUAUUUCUCUUUUGACAUUUCUAUUUUUUUCGGUCAUUCUCCCAGCUCCUGUUGUCUUUGUUGUUGUUGUGUUUCUUCUUCUUUUUUUUUUUCAUCUUCUUUCCUUCUUUAUUUCUUUAAUUUUUUUUCUUGAUUCGUCGUCGAUCUUUUUUCUUUCAAUUUUCUUCAAUCUUUUCUUAUAUAUUCAUUUCAGUUUUUACCUUCUUUUUCUUUCGCUUUUUUCUUCGUUUUUUUUCAUUCCAUUAUUUCCAGCUUUAUUUCUUCAUUCUCUAAAAUCAACUUUUAAGAUUUUUUUUUCAGUGUUUUUCUUUUCUUUUUUCCUUCUUUCAUUUUCUUCUUCAUUUUUUCUUUCGUGCCUUAUUUACUUUUUCUUCAUCAGAUUCUAUGAAAUCUACUCGUGUAUCUCUUCUUCUUCUUCUUCUUCUUCUUCUUCUUCUUUCAGUACUUUCAUUCUUUCUUUUUUCUUUUUUGAUCCUCUUUUUCUUCAUUACAUUCUCUUAAAUCUCGUUUUUUUUUUUUUCAUUAUUUUUCUUUCAACUUUCUUCUUUCACAUUUUUCUUUUCCUUCAUUAA